AUGUCUGAGGUUGAGUCGCUCACCAAGCUCUUCAGCGAAGUUGGUUUUGAAGAAGCGAAGAUCAAGGAAAUUGUGAAAAAUAAGAAAGUUGCCGACACUUUAUCAGCGUUGGUGCAAGAGGCUCCCGCUGAUUACAAUUGGGACAAAUCAAGCAGAGCACUAGUUCAUAAUUUGGCAUCGCUUAUCAAAGGUAGUCAAUUUGCUAAUUCAGCGCUUAUUGUUAACGGAAUUGUUAAGGGCAACUUGAAGACCAAUUUACAGGUCGAAGCUGCUUAUAAAUAUGUCAAGGAGCAUGGAAACGAGGUCGAUGAGGAAGAAAUGAACAAGAACUCUGGAGUCGGGGUUGAGAUUACCGAGGAUCAAGUUAGAAAGAGCGUGAUCCAGUAUAUUGAGAACAAUAAAGAGACUAUUUUGGCUGAACGAUACAAGCUUGUUCCAGGAAUUUUUGCCAAUAUCAAGAACUUGCCCGAAUUAAGAUGGGCAGAUCCUCGUAGCUUCAAACCGAUCAUUGAUCAGGAGAUUUUGAAGGUUUUAGGCCCUAAAGAUGAGAGAGAUCUCGUCAAGAAGAAGAAGAAAGGUGGUGACUCGGCCAAAGCUGGUGCUGAUUCGAAGCAAAAAAACGAUAAGGCAUCUCCCUUGGGCACUACCCAAAGGAAUAUGUUUACGGAAGGUUUCCUUGGGGAUCUUCACAAGGUCGAAGAUAAUCCUCAGGCAACGCCGGAACUAUUGGAAGAACAUUUGAAGGCUGUCAAUGGAAAAGUUCGUACGAGAUUCCCCCCAGAACCUAAUGGAUAUUUACACAUUGGUCAUUCCAAAGCCAUCAUGGUGAAUUUUGGCUAUGCCAAGUAUCAUGGGGGUGAAUGUAAUUUGAGAUUUGACGAUACUAACCCUGAAGCCGAAGCUCCUGAAUACUUCGAAUCAAUCAAAAGAAUGGUUUCGUGGCUUGGUUUCAAGCCCACAAGAGUCACAUACUCCAGUGACCACUUUGAUACACUAUACAAUUUGGCUGAAGUUUUGAUCAAAAAUGGCAAGGCGUAUGUAUGUCACUGUACGCCCGAGCAGGUAAAAGCCGGGCGUGGUAUCAAGGAAGAUGGAACGCCAGGUGGAGAAAGAUUUGCAUGCAAAGAUCGUGAAAGAUCAGUUGAAGAGACCCUUGAUGAAUUCAGAAAAAUGAGAGAUGGUUUCUACAAACCUGGUGAGGCAACUCUAAGAAUGAAGCAGGAUCUGACUUCGCCAAGUCCUCAAAUGUGGGAUCUUGUCGCAUACAGAGUUUUGAAUGCUGAACAUCCAAGAACUGGAAAUAAGUGGAAAAUAUACCCUACCUACGACUUCACCCACUGUUUGGUCGAUUCUUUCGAGAACAUCACCCAUUCCUUGUGUACCACUGAAUUUUACCUAUCUAGAGAAAGCUACGAGUGGCUUUGCGAUCAAGUUCAUGUCUUUAGACCCACACAGAGAGAAUAUGGACGUUUGAACAUCACAGGGACUCUCCUUUCAAAGAGAAAAAUCGCUAAACUGGUGGAUGGAAAAUUCGUUCGGGGCUGGGAUGAUCCUAGACUGUUCACAUUAGAGGCUAUUCGUAGGCGUGGUGUACCCCCUGGAGCCAUCUUGUCAUUCAUAAACACUCUGGGCGUCACUACCAGCACGACCAAUAUUCAAGUUAUCAGGUUCGAGAGCGCAGUAAGAAAAUAUUUGGAGGAUUCCACACCAAGAUUAAUGUUUGUGCUUGACCCAAUCGAGGUUGUGUUGGAUAACUUACCGGACGACUAUGAAGAAUUAGUCACCAUUCCAUUUAGACCUGGUUCUCCUGAAUUUGGCGAAAGAACUGUGCCUUUCACUAAGAGACUUUUUAUUGAAAGAUCGGAUUUUUCAGACAAGACCGACGACAAAGAGUUUUUCCGUUUGACACCAAAUCAGCCAGUUGGCCUUAUCAAAGUGCCAUAUACCAUCUCCUUCAAGAGUGCAGAAUCAGACGAAGCCGGUAAUAUAGUCAAAAUACAUGCCCACUAUGACAGCUCACCAGCAGAUGGAAAACCUAGCAAACCAAAGACAUACAUUCAAUGGGUUCCCGUUUCUGCGAAAUACAGCUCACCUGUUAAGGUAGCCGAAACAAGAGUAUACAACCAACUGUUCUCCUCCGAGAAUCCUUCAGCACAUCCAGAGGGCUACUUGAAGGAUAUCAACCCUGAAAGCGAGCUUGUCUACACCAAUUCUGUCAUUGAACCCAACUUCAACAAGGUCAUCGAAAACUCUCCAUGGGUAGUCGAAUCAGUGAAGAAGUCCGAAUUUUACGUUCCUGAAGAGGAAGGCAGAAAGGAAGUCUGUAGAUUCCAAGCAAUGAGAGUUGGCUAUUUCACUUUGGACAAAGAGAGCAAAGAGGAUAGAAUCAUAUUGAACAGAAUCGUCAGUUUAAAGGAAAGUACCAAAUAA
Torulaspora globosa is the source of this 2430-nucleotide messenger RNA. RefSeq names its product glutamine--tRNA ligase (gene GLN4). Gene Ontology annotation, cellular component: cytoplasm; cytosol. Gene Ontology annotation, molecular function: ATP binding; glutamine-tRNA ligase activity. Gene Ontology annotation, biological process: translation; glutaminyl-tRNA aminoacylation. NCBI's taxonomy places the organism in Eukaryota, Fungi, Ascomycota, Saccharomycetes, Saccharomycetales, Saccharomycetaceae. The record is from RefSeq and is a predicted model, not a curated record. The transcript has a single exon. The coding region runs from base 1 to 2430 and encodes 809 amino acids.